GUUUUUUUUUAUUUAAUUCUAAGUUUUUUUUUAUAAUUGCAUUAUCACUCGAGUAUCUUUUAGCAAAUAAAACGCCAUCAAACAACAGUUCCAUUAUUUCUUCUUCUUCUUCUUCUGUAGCACUACAACCUCGAGAGGUCCCGGCCUGCCAUUUGUGGUUUUCUGUGACUUAAUUUUACCCGUAGAAAAGUAGUCAGCCUUUCGUACGGGGAGACGGUCUGGAUGGGAUUUGAACCCCACCCAUGCCGUGUGAAGACCGGCGCCGCUGUCGCCUCGGCCACCGGACCGCCUCAACCGGCCACCGGACCGCCGUUCCAUUAUUUACGGCCCUAAAAAUAGACUGGAGCCGAAUCACGCAGCAAGCGAUUGAGCGCAUGCGUGAGCGAGAAAGUUUAAGCUGCGUGUAGGAAACGAGACGUGAUGAUAGCUUUACUUGACAGUCGGCAUCUUGAUUUGCAACCAGUGAGGUGUGUCUUCUUGGUCGAUCGUGCAGUGUUUCAGUGUCUGGUCCAGCAGCAAGAUUCGGAGUGCGGCGUGUUGAAGUUGGUUAAGUGUAUGCCGGGUGUGAAAAUUAAGUGAUGACUCAGUGCAUGUGCAACAUAGAGCAGCGCGGGCGAACACGGUUCUGUGGCAUUAAAAUCAGUGAGAGCAUUUCGCCAAGAGCCUAGUGUGGCAGACAAGCGCUCUACUACUAAAAAAAUAUUAUACCAGUGAUAUUCUUUCAUGUGCCAUAUUUUGGCGCUACUUACAAGUUAGCGAACAUAAGUGUGCUUUUGGUAUUUGGUGUGAUUCAGUUCGAGUUCCCUAUAAAACAGUGUUCGUUUGUGUUUCUGUUGGUGGUGUAAAGCCAGUGCUUUUGUGUGCAAAUCGAGUGACAUAAGAGUUGCUUAAAAUGUGUGCGAUUAAGUAGAUAAAUUAUUUGUAUUGCUUUUGGCAUGAACUAUACGACGCUUAUUUAGAGCUGUCUCGUGGUAAUCACAUCAUAAGAAGCAAAGCAGUGCGUUCGCCCCUUGUGAACAAAGUAAUGCUGGAAUGUGUGGUGUUUUGGUGAUGAAAUGUGAUUUGUGAACUUAUACGGCAACAUCAAAUAGAUAACCGUGUGCCGGGACAGCUGAAAAUCGAAUUGACCGCUUUAUUAUUUAUUCGUUAUCAUGGAUCGGACAUACACAUAUGUACUCAGCAGCUCUAUUAUAAUAAUUCAAUUACAAUUCUUCUUCUUCUUCUUCUUCGGUGGCACUACAACCUCGUGAGGUCUUGACCUGCCAUUUCUGGCUUUCUGUGACUUGAUUUUACCCGUAGCAAAGUAGUCAGCCCUGCGUACGGGGAGGCUGUCUUUGAUGGGAUUCGAACCCCGGUCCUGCCGUGUGAAGACCGGCGCCGCUGUCGCCUCGGUCAAUUCCAAAAUUACAAUUGAUCGGUACUAUAUUCUUCUUCUUUUUGGCACUACAAUCACGAGAGGUCUCGGGCUGUCAUUACUGGCUUCCUUGACUUAGUUUGCACCUACAACUGGAUUAUUAAUCCUGCAUUCGGAGGACGGGUCUCCUGCGGGUAAUCCUGCGGCCGACGCGGUUAGCACCAGGUAUACCCGUUGGUCGCAAAAUUGAUCCAUAGCCUUUUAAUAAUUCGAUAAAUAAUUUACCGAGAGCGAGAGAGACAGAAAGAGAGAGAGAGAGAGAGAAAGAGAGAGAGAGAGAGAAAGAGAGAGCGAGAAGUAUCUGAUCGCUGUUUAGUGCUGCAUUAGUACACGUCAAGUAUACAAUUUUAUCUGGAUAAUAAAAACCUUUACUUCCAACACGCAAAUACCAUCAUGGAUCCUGAGGAAGUUACCAUCACCGAAAAUAAUCUAGACAAUCGUCCGGUUGUUGAAGUGUUUGGACGGCAAAUAGAUCUUAGUUCCAUAUUAUCCAAGCUAGAGACUGUGCUUUCGAAAAACCCCCAAAUUGAGGAGGUUCGUUUCAUUGCCGGUACAAUCUUCAAGAUUGAUGCAAACCUUGAACAGGAAGUAUGGCGUGGUCGAAAUGUCGUGGUUCACGCAAAGGAGGUUAUUGUUUGCCAACCGGUUCACUGGAACGUAUCGGGAAAGGAUCGUCUCCAUACAUACGAGCAAACUGCUGGCACUGCAACAGACGGCAACGGGUUGAAUGGUAAGGAUGGAUAUGCUGGAGAAAGUGGUGGCAAUGUUUUGAUAACUGCUCGCAAAAUUAAAUGUUCAGAUAAUUUGACAAUUACUUCCAAUGGCGGAAAUGGUAGCAAUGGUCAAGAUGGCGGCAAUGGAGUAGCGGGAAAAGAUGGAACAGGUAUUUCCAAAAAGGAUUUUGAUCUAGCGUUUCCUCCUGCUUGUGCUCCAUCGCUUAUCUAUGUGACAAAUUUAGUUAAAACAUACAAAAACGUACAAAAAUUGAGUCACACCGUUUUGAAGCAAUGGUUGAAGGAGACAGUGCUUUUCUUCUCCAAAACCUACACCAAUAAUGUAUUCAACAUUAUCACUUCUUCAAAUAGUGCUGACUUGUAUGACGGUUUUGUCAAGGGUAGAACGGAGGAAGGACACACAAUAACAUUUUCAUAUCAGAGUGGUAUUGGGAUAGACAACUGUCAAGCAUUUUUAUUGGUGGAAGGAUCACCAGGAACUCCGGGAAAGACCGGAGGGGAGUAUGGUUUGGGCGGGGAAGGUGGUAAGCCCGGAGAAAUAAAUAUUUUGGAGGGUAAUCACCACAUUGCUGCUAAAACUUGCACCAAAACGGGAGCUGAUGGAGAGAAUGGUAGAGGUGGUUUUGCUGGACGUCAUGGCAAAAGAGGAUGGGAUAUGGCGUACAUGGACUAUACACUGGGAAGAGCGUCCGGUUCGUGGCCUAAAUAUUUUGGAACGGAUGAGACAAGUUCACUCAAGCUGGAUUACUAUGAGAACAGUGCAGAUGACAGAGUACGUUGUCCGUACAUGAACGACACAAAAUGGCGAUACGCAGGCAUAACAGUGUCAAGGCUCGAAAACAAACAUACGACAUCGCUGGGGGAAAGAAACAGUAGUAGAUCAAACAACGAACGACAACAUCAUGCUAAAGCCGUGGGAAAGAAAACUAUCUCAGCACAGCGCGUACUGAACGCCUACUCAGAAUUUAUGAACACCGUAGAAGCAGAAAUUAGAGAAGCAAAAGAGAAACAAGCCUAUGAAGAACAACAAGCAGAACAGGCAAAAAGAGCUCAAGCAGACCAACUUGCUGUUGAAAUGCAGAAACUAAAAUUGCAGAACGAUGCUACAGUUGGGAUGGACCAGGAUCAAGGACAACAACUCUUCUCUGAACCUAUAGCGCAAAAGCAAGAGGCGAAUGAAAUGUUACAAGAGUUGAACAACCAGCUCGAAUGCGACGAAGAAGAGAGUGAAUAUGAUUCGGCACAGGAGGAGAUCGAUCAAUCAUUGGGAGACAAUAUACCGUCAAGUGAGUGCAACAACGUAGAAGACGAUUUACAGGAGCUUUCAAUAAAUCGUCACGUGCCAUUCAACCCAGGUAUGGAGCACCGUAAGGUGAAGGUUACAUUGAGUACCUCAGGUAAAGCUAAUGCUGGUGAAAGGACUUUUACAAAAGCUGAUUCCACGGAUCUAGACGAUUGGCUUGAGCUGAACACAUUCGUUAUAGAUUGCGACGGUUUAAAGAAGCUAAUGCACGAUUUCACCAAAGUUAAAGCUAGUUUGAGUGGCCAACGUUCCAAAGAAAACACAACUAAAAUGGAAAUCAUAGACGAAAUCUUUGUAGCCAAAUAUAAGCUAGCUGCCCUACAAGAAAUGACACACAGAUUGGGAUUGAACCAAACAGUCAAACCGCAGAUUACGGUUCAACUGCAAAUAGCAGCGAAACAUCUGACGGAAUCUAAAGCGAAGGACAAUUUGUCGGGACAUACAGUUUUGGGAACGAUGAAACAGUACAUAUUUGAGAACACCCAGCAGCAACGGGACAACCUUGCAGACUAUGUAGAACAAGAAUUGAAGAAUGAUAACAUAUCCUUUCAACGUACAGUAAAGGUUUUCGUUCUGGAAACAGAAUACGAGGAAAUGCUCAACGAAAGCCUAGAAAGUUUGCGCAAAGAACUCCGACAGCCGCAGCACGCGAAUAUACGUCAGUUUUGGGAUGGAUCGGACGAUAGACCGCUAGAAGACGCAGUCCGGAAGAUGUUGGAACGCGAUGAGACAUUGAAGAAACAUUACGAUCGAUGGAAUGGCAUGAAGAGAAAAAUCGCCCAGUAUGAAUUCGCUGACAACCGGUGUGUGGAAGAAGGUGUUAGACAAAAAUUUAUAAAACACAUACGGAGUAAAGGAAUUACCGCAAAAAGUUGCAGGGCAUUGUUAGCCUAUCUGUACAAUGUUAACCUGAAGGUGUACGAGAGGGAUGACGAUUACGAGUUAGUUCUUCGCGAAGAUCAUAAUUCUUCUUCGGACACAAGCAAUCACAUCCUGUCCAGAGGCAACGACUUUGGGCAGCUUCAGGUAAAUGAAGAGUACUUGAAACUAGAGCAGGAUCGUUUACACAGCGAUAGAACUUAUGGGAAAAUUCUUCACGAGAUUGAUACUCUCAAAAGCAUCAAGGAGAUUGACAAUUACUUGCACAAAAACUGUGUGCAAGUUUUGCAAAGUAACUCUGAGAUGAUUGAGAAAUAUCAUUUCGACGAUAGAUCUGCUGCCGAAACGAUAGCAGCUUACUUUCCACUCGAAGAGCGGGAUGAAAUAAGGCCAAUGUUGGAGAAGGUGUCGUUCGAAAUUUGUAAACAGAAAGGCAUUUUGCAACACAUGUUAAGGCGCUUUUCCUGCGAAGGGAAGCACGUAUCUUUCAAUGAGCUUUCCUUCAUCAUAAACACUGUACUGGACCAUUUUGUUAACGAUGGACAAGAGGAGUACUCGUUCACUUGGAUUGUAGCGGCUUACAGCCAACGUUACUGGCUGAACGAAGUUAUACUGCUUCAGCUGGAAACCUACUUCAAGCAACAAUUGAAACACAAGCAACAGUGGCGAGAAUAUAUGCGAAGGAUAGACCAAAAGGAAGUUUUGAUGGAAUUUUCCACCGAACUUCAGUACAGUGUGUGCACUGAGGAGUGCGUUGGUGAGAUUUUGCACCUGUUGAGCAGUGUGUCGAUCGAAUCGAUGGAUUUCGACGGCAUACCGCUCUCAGAGUGGGGAUACUUUCUAAAGGAGCACUAUUGGACGAAUAAGUUGAGCAAUGUGCUAGAAUGGAAGGAUGAUCGAAGCUUGGGAGAUGCUACUUACUACAUCCGUUCUGUAGAGAAUACAUUUGGAGGUUCGAAGGCAAAUGAGUUGCUGGACAAAAUAAAGAGAAAAGGCCAGCAAAUUACAGCGACCAUAUUGCUUGAUAUUCUCUUGAACUUACAUAAACAAAAAUGGAAACUAUCCGACGAGAACAUUCGGGUGCUAGAAUGUGCUAGUAGCUUGCAAGAGUGGAUAGCAUUCAUGGAAGAAAAAUAUAAACCUACUCUAGACGAACUGAAGAUAGAGCAACUGACAGAGAUAAUUGAGAGUGAUGGAAUUUCUUCUACCGAGAUAAUACAGCAUCUGCCAGGAAUACGAACGUCCGUUUACAAUGUCUGGAAUAAAAACGUCAUGUACAAUGAAACGUCCGUAGCAUCAUUUACGGAGUCCGAGAUAAGAUCGUGGGUUAGCGAGUUUCGUAACAAACUGGACCAUUUGCGGAGUUACGGUUUAGAAAUAUACGAGGAAAUGCUCGCAGUCAUUGAUAGAGCCAUAGAGCUCAAGAGAGGUUUUCGACUUCGAGACACCCAGCGACUCACUGUGCUACUCUUGCUCACGAACGAUCGCAGCACACUGGCCCAAGUAUCAACUGGUGAAGGAAAAUCGUUGAUUGUGGUAGCGCUCUCACUAAUAAAGGCACUCCUAAGGGAAAAGGUAGACAUUAUAACAAGUUCACCGGUGCUUGCAAAACGUGACUCGGAAGUGAACAGCGAUAUUUAUGGAUUGUUCGGAAUCGCUGUAUCGCACAACUGUAGCGCUAACAUUGAACAGCGUAAAGAUGCGUACUCGAUGCACCAGGUAGUGUACGGUGAUUUGGCCAACUUUCAGCGCGACUACCUCUUGGACAGGUUCUACGGCAAAAACAUAUUGGGCGAUCGUGAUUUUGCAAAUGUGAUCGUCGAUGAGGUGGACAGUAUGCUGCUGGACAAAGGGAAUAACAUGUUAUACUUGUCUCACGAUAUUCCCGGCAUGGAUAAGCUAGAGUCGGUGUACAUUUUCAUUUGGCAAAUGGUGAACAACUCCAGCGAGCGUCCAGAGGACGUAGAUAUCGAUAUGGUAAAAGAGGAAGUACUAAACGGCAUGUAUAACAGAAUUAAGUUAGACGAUUUGCUGCAGCUGGAUAAAUGCCUGAGCCUACGAAGAGUGAACAUGAUUUGGAACUGUUUAGUAGAUGGCGGAAUAUUGAAUCAAGAAGGGCACGUAGUCUCUGAUACGAUUGAUUCUAAUAGACUGCAGGAAGUACUUUCACCUGAAGUGAAACAGUACAACCAUCGACUCAACUUUCUCCUAAAGGAAUGUGUCGAACGCGAGCUUGCUAUCAAUGUUCCUAACCAUUUGAAAAAGUUUGUGGAAAGACAUCUGACAUCCUGGAUAAUAAGUGCUAUAAAUGCAUUGCUGAUGGAACCUGGACAAUCGUACGUGGUAGACUGCCCCAAGUCAGGUUCAAAGGCAUCUCGUAACCCUGGUAUUAUCAUUCUUGACAAAGAUACCGGAGCGGACCAGGGAAGCUCGCAAUGGGACGAAGCGUUGCAUCAAUUUCUGCAACUCAAGCAUGGUUGCAAGCUAUCGAUGCAAAGCUUAAAGGCGGUUUUCGUGUCCAAUGUUACGUACUUCAAGAUGUACAAACUAUUGUACGGUUUAACAGGUACGCUCGGUUCGCAGCGAGAAAGGAAUUUACUCAAAGAAAUACAUCAGGUAGCUUUUGUUACUAUACCGACUGCCAAGUCGAAACAGUUUGAAGAAUACGAACCCAUCAUUAUUUCGGGACAUAGGAGGUGGCUAGAAAGCAUCCAGAUCGAAGCGAACAAACUCAUCAAUGAAGAGAACAGAUCAGUUCUUAUCAUCUGCGACACAAUCAACGAUGCCGAAUGCAUAGGCAACGCUUUGAAGGAAAUGUUUGCAAACAACAUGCACACCUACACUAGAGACUACCAAGAGUUUGAGGUCGUACAGGGAAGUAAGCAGCUGCCGCAGGGACAGAUCAUCAUUGCAACCAACUUAGCAGGACGUGGUACAGACAUACGAAUUACGGAUCAGCUCAGGAGAACUGGUGGGCUGCACGUGAUGCUAACAUAUCUGCCGGAGAACAUUCGGAUCGAGGAGCAAGCUUUCGGUAGGGCAGCUAGAAGCGGCGAUAAAGGAUCGGGAAGAUUGAUUAUAACGGUUACCAGCCAAAAGCAGCUCAAGAAAUCGAAAAUAAUCGACUUAAAGAAGAAGCGCGAUGAGCAGGAACUGCACCGCAUAUCGGAGAUCAAGGCAUACUAUGAAAAGACGAUUAGGGCCGAGGAGAUUUGCUUCGACGAGUUCAAAAAGGUGUAUGAAGUGCACAGGAAAAGCCUCGAUAAGGCUGAUGCUCCUGCUGAGGUGAAAACCGUUUUACAGCAAACUUGCCUAGAUCAGUGGUCGUUUUGGCUGGAUGAGUAUAGUGACUCGAUGGAGGACAUUAUGAGUGACUGUGACGACAGCGCCAUUCCAACGGUGCUAAAGAAUUUUCUAUCGAAACUGUCUAAAUUCGACACUGGAGUCGAAGGUGAACGCUUUAACAGCAACCGUUGGCAAGAUUGGGUGGCAGGGAAUCCAAUGCGCAUGGUGCAGUUGGCGAACUAUCUAUCGGAGUUUCAUGUCAAGAAAAGUGAGGACUAUCGCAAAAAAAUGGCCAAGCAAGCUGUUAAUGUGGUUCGCAAGGGUACAUUCAACAUUGAGAAAGACGUUACACUGGCCUACGAAACAGCUAUGAGUUUGUAUGGAGAAGUGAUAAAAACUGAACCGCACUUUAGUGAAGCUGCGUAUUACUAUCGUGCCUACACGUUGAUGAAAACUAUCGAGUGGGAAAACGAUACGAAAAGUACAACCAAUCGGCAGCAAUUAAAAGCCUUUAAACGGGAUUUGCGGGAAGCCAUAAGGCUUUUUGAGGGACAUUGUACGUUUGCAAUGCAAGCGGCAGCCACUGUAGACAAACUGAAAAGAAACAGUUUUUGGCAUGAAGACUAUCAGGCACAGAAACAAUGUAUGUGUCAGUUGUAUCAGUCCUUCAUACGGUCAAUAGAGGAUAUUUUUGGCCAUGCCGUUACGUCUGGCACUUUUGUUACUGAGAAUAUAAAAGAACAUCUGUCCGAUCGAAUCUUCACCAAGCUGAUCGAAGAAGGUGCCAUAGCGCGUCCAAAGGUUCGAAAAACCAUAUCGGAUCGACAGUUGUACAGCAUUCAUAAAGACUAUGGCAUUCCGAUUGAGGCUUUGAGAAGGUUCCUGACAGCACACGCAGGACCGAUCGAUGUAGAUACAUUCCUGGAAGAGUUCAGAAGAUCAUUCCCCCUCCCGAGCAGAGAACAGUUUUGGGAAAUUCUGAUCGACCAGAAGGUACUACAUAGUGUUAAAAAGUAUGUUCUAGUCGAUACCGUCAAGCUGGAGGUAAUCGAUCCCUCGCUGACGGAUGCCUUAAAUGCAAAGGUGCGCAACAAAACGUUGGUCAAAGAGUCUAUCGAGCGUGAUAAAGAUCAGAUUGUUUUGUACCACGAAUUAUUACAGAUAUACGACACCGAAAAUGGCGAUCCGCAAGCAAACAGCAAUAUGGUAGACAUAUUUGAGCAAGAUAAUUUUAUCACCUUGAUCGGUAGGGAAAAGUUUGUGAUGCUGACAAGGAAGGGUAUAGUUAGAUGCAAUGAAAAGGCAAAUAUAGACAAACGCAUGAUGGCGGCGUGCAAGUUCUCGUCAUUCGAUUCCAUAUCGGCUGAGGACAUUGCCUUUAAAGCAAACAUAGUAAUCGGUGAGGCGCGGUUAAUAAUAGAGGAAUUGGUUAGCCGAAAGAUCCUUGCACGAAAUGGGGAUUCCUAUGUAAUGACCGACGAAGUAAGAAGCUCGGAAGAUGAUCUAGUACCAACGUAUCCCGUGUACGAAAGCUCGAUUGAAGCUAUACUUUCGCACUGCCUUUCCUAUCGAUCAGCUCUUAGUAAUAUAAAAAAACAACUUGAAAACAAUGACCAACCACUGCGCAUACCACUGCAGUGCAAUCCCUAUCCAGAGCUAUUCCAGAAUUUGUUACAGCAAAACAUUAUCAAUCCAAUAAUAGUGAAAGAUGCCAAUUUGAAGGACACACUAGAUAGAGCCUUCCAAGUAAAACUGUAUGUAAAUUCGAAUGGUAUCAUCUAUCGGCAAGAGAUGGUGCCAUUGUUUUCCAAAUCAUUGUACAUAUCAACAGCUGAUUCUGAGCGACUUUACGACCAUUUCGUCGCGGAUAUCUUCGCUAAUAUACGGAAAGCAAUAGAAAGGGCUGUGACCAUCUUUAAUCCAUUUCUAUUCGUAACGAUUGACGAAAAACCUAAAUCAGACACCAAAAUAAAGUUUGAGCCGCUAAAUCAAGCGGCUGAACGGUUACGAUACGAUAUGGGGAAAACUGUAGAGGUGUUUCUUGCGCAACAAAAACAGUUUUAUAAAACAGAAACUAGAAGCCAUGUUGAGAAUACUCUCAAGCAGAUGAAACCUGCACUAGUAGGCCUGAAGGUUCCCAACAUACAAUUAAAAUCAAUCCAGGAAGUGACCAAAUACGUAGAAACUAACUUUGGAAACUUUGAAGAGGAACAGUUAUUCUAUCUGAAUGGUUUGCCACGACUGUUGCACCUGGUGGAGAAGCAGUGGUCUGAGCAAAUGAAUACCAAUUUAAAGUUGGUCUGCGGAAUUGCAUUAGCGCAAUUUGCUGCAGCAGCAAUCAUAGAGAUAGCGUCUGCAGGCUUGAUGACUCACGUCGCUUCGGGACUGAUGAGUGAAGGCAUCAGUGACUUAAUGUAUGCGGUAAGUAGCUACCGGUCAGGAUAUUUCAGUUGGGAGGAUUAUAGAUCAGAGAAGUGGAAAAGUGUACUGCUAACAGCUGUUACUGCCGGUGUCGGAGCGUACUUUUCCCGCGGUACAAAGGUAUCACGGAUUGCGAAUAAAGUCAGUGGUCCCGGUCUAAUGAAAGAUGGGAAGGAAAUCGCGACGAUGACAGGAUGGGGAAUGAUUAAAGAAAUCGGAGGUACAAGAGUGUUUAGUGAGACGGUAAAACGGAUCGUAAUGAAAACCGCACAAGGUUUUGCACAAGGAUUGGCAAAUGUAAUAGUCGACAAGUUUACCGAAGAUUAUUUGCAAUCGUUGAUCGAAACCAUCGCUGCGGAUAUGCUUGCUCAAACAGUGCGUAAGGUGGACGAUCAUAAAAUCGCCGACAGUCUGAAGAAGAUUUAUGAUGAGUUAGGGGAGGAACAAACGAGAAAUCUUGUACAUCAACUGCCUGCCUUCGGAAGUAAUGAGCGGGACACGUGCAUAUCGUAUACCAAGCAAAUCACAACCAGCUUGUCACAGGGUUUCGCGAGCGCAAUGCAGAAAAACCAGAGCGGUAACAGAACGAUGAAAAUAUUGAGCAACAUUAGUACGGUGUGGGUUUGGACCGAACGGGCAAUCGAGAUAGGCAAGCUGACAGCAGUGAUAGGAACAUUUCUCGAUAAUUUAGAUAGCCAAAUGAACAAGAAGUUCAACGCCAUGGCCAACAGUUCAUCGGUAGCAGAGAAUGCCCAACCAAACGAGGGUAGCAAUUUCGAAAAGUUUAAGGCUGAAAUUGUAAACGAAUGGAAAAUGCAACUGACAGAGCAUGUUGGACGAAUUAUUGCACAGCAUAUAGUCAAACCAUUAUUAACCGAUGCACUAAACCGGGUGGGCAAAUACAUCAAGCGGAUCCCGCGUAACAUCAAACAGCGAAUGUUGAGGCGUAGAAUGCAAAGAUUGCAGAAGAAACAUGACGAGAAAAUGAGGAACAGAAGCCUUACGGACGAAGCAAAAGCAAACCUGAAGGCAGAACAUCAAGCCAAAUUGCUGAAGAUAAUGUACAAGACGAAGAGUCCGUCUCUGUUUGCGGACAUUAUAUUGGAGAAUGUACCGAUGGAUCUGACAUGUGCAGCGGCAUGUACGCCGCUGGUACACGCGUUACUGGCGAAAAUGGGGAAACCUGUGGCAGGUAUAACAGUCACCAUAAUGGGAGAAAACGGUAUACAGCAAACCUUCUGCACAGGGUCGCUCGACGGAGGAGAAGAAAGGAAGGUGGUCCUGCAGUUAAAGGACAAUCAUUUUACAUUUUCCGACAGUCAGCUGAAUGCUUCGAACAACAAUUGUUUUUAUGCAGCAUUAAGCGAAGCUAUACCGGAGCUGAAGAAUAUAGGUGCAGACGAAUUCAGAAAACAAAUAGCAGACACCAUUCGGCAUGAUUCGGACGUGCAACAUCGAAUUCGACAAGGUUGGCAUCGGUAUCCGAUAAAACAAUGCAAUGCAGUCGGAGGCAGAGCGUUGCCGCCAAAGCAAAAGACUAAACGCGUGAAGCAAACGCCUCAGCCGAACGUUAAAGUUGUUGUACCUAGAGCAAGUGAGGCGGAGCAUUUAAAACCUUUAGCAGCUGAAUUUCUCUCGCCACCGGUAUUCUGCCCCGAGGCUAAAAGUGCUGCUUUGCAUCUGUACUCUCGUUUAACCAUUUAUGAGUUUGAGUUUGCAGGAGUAAUACAGGCAAUAGUUGCCAAAACUGGAGUCCCAUUUGAGAAAUUGAUGGAAGAAGGAGCUAGUAACUGUACGGAUAAUCUGGGGAUAGUGAAAGGAGGUAAAAUUCAUCGAGCUCAUACCAUCAGAGUGAAAAUUAAUGAAGAUGCACUGAAAGAUCAUCCGCAUGAGCUGGCCAUACUAAAAAAGUACGCUGGACAUCGAGAGUAUGUCUGUAAGGAGGCGAACCAGUAUGAUAAAAUUGGCGGGAUUAUUGAUAAGAGCCAAAUGAACCGGUUAAAGAAACUUGUAAAAAAUCAUGAUUUUAGUAAAAAACCUACGGCCGAGGACAAAGAAAUCAUGCAAAAACACUUGACGGACACGGCGAAGUUGAUGGAUCAUCAUAAAUCAGAAAUAAAAAAUGAAAGUCCAAAGGAUGAUAGUGCGACGAAACAGCAAAUCAAAUCAAAAAUCAAAAAUGAAAGUCAAAGUCCAAAGGAUGAUAGUGCGACGAAACAGCAAACCAAAUCAAAAAUCAAAAAUGAAAGUCCAAAGGAUGAUAGUGCGACGAAACAGCAAAUCAAAUCAAAAAUCAAAAAUGAAAGUCAAAGUCCAAAGGAUGAUAGUGCGACGAAACACCAAAUCAAAGCAAAAAUCAAAAAUAAAAGUCCAAAGUAUGAUAGUGCGAUGAAACAGCAAAUGGAAGUGGCAAAGGGUAAAAUAUUAACGAUAGAUGUUGAUAAGCUUUACGAAUACGGUCAAUUCGGGCGUAAAGCGGUAUGAACGUUUAUCAAUAUUCUUCAAGCUAGAGUCGAACGAUUCGGACGGGCAACAAUGCAUUGGCCUAGUUUGACAUCAGAUUCCGAUAAAAAAAAAACAUAAACGGAAAAUUUUCGGCUAAAGUUUGAAUAGAUGCCCCCCCCCCCCCCCCACUCACGGACACUCAUUUUUGCAACUGAGUUACCCAAAAGGGUAUAUUUUUCAGACUUUUUAGUUUAACUAUUUAUUUAAUUAUUAUUUAUUUAUUAUUU
Molecule: messenger RNA, 12768 nt
Organism: Anopheles stephensi (Asian malaria mosquito)
Lineage: Eukaryota; Metazoa; Arthropoda; Insecta; Diptera; Culicidae
Exons: 2
Coding region: 1808-12520 (3570 amino acids)
Biological process (GO): protein targeting; protein import
Cellular component (GO): membrane
Molecular function (GO): ATP binding; ABC-type protein transporter activity
Source: RefSeq, a predicted model, not a curated record